This is a messenger RNA of Aspergillus viridinutans, 747 nucleotides long. RefSeq names its product ankyrin repeat domain-containing protein. NCBI's taxonomy places the organism in Eukaryota, Fungi, Ascomycota, Eurotiomycetes, Eurotiales, Aspergillaceae. The record is from RefSeq and is a predicted model, not a curated record. Gene Ontology annotation, molecular function: protein binding. The transcript has a single exon. Bases 1 to 747 code for a protein of 248 amino acids.
AUGAAUGAUGCUGACCUCCCCGGGAACUUUUAUCUGGUUGAAGGGCUGGCUACACCACUUGUUGUAGCAUCCAGUGUGGGGUAUGCGGAGCUUGUCGAAACUCUCCUGCAACAUGGUGCUGCAGUUGAUAUGACAGGCUUGGAUUGUCUCACCCCGCUGAUGGCUGCAGCUAGCGCAGGCCAUACGAAGGUGAUGGAACUUUUGCUCGCAGGUGGUGCGGAUGCCAGCAUCCAGCGUGAUGGCCGAGGAUCAACAGCACUGGAGCGGACUGCGAGGUGGGAUCAUACGGCUGCUGUGAGAUUAUUACUGCAGUUUGACCCCGAUCAGAGCAGUAUAUCAUGGGACAUAGCUCUUGCAUACGCAGCGGAACAUGGUAACAUUCAGAUGGUGAGGAUGUUUCUGGAUGCUGGUGCGCGUACAAGUGUCAAAUACGCCAGGUUCCGUCCUCGUCUGCCGCUCAUCUUCUGCGCCGUGGAUGGGGACCAUCCAGACGUUGUCAGCUUGCUGCUGGAACGGGGUGAGGAUAUUGAAUGCCGAGAUGUCGCUGCAGCAACACCUCUCAUUCACGCUGCAAAGAUGGGGAGCCCAAAGGUUUUGGAGAUGCUUCUUCGGCACGGCGCGGAUGUUAAUGCAAGAGAUAGGAAUGAUCGUUCACCACUCUAUUGGGGGAGGGGUACUCUUGAAAAAGAGAUGGUGGACAUGCUGUUGGAAUAUGGUGCAGAAUUGGAACCUCACCUUGGCUCGUGA